GGUUGGUAAGGUAGAUAAUCGUAUGUAGCAUUUUAUACAUUACCUUCUUUUUCGUGAUUUCUUAAUGUAAUUCAUAAGUGCUUCACGAUAUUGUUGUAGAAAACGUAUGUGUAGAUAUUGUAUAUUAAUUUCAUCAAUAAACUUAUACGGAAAAUAUAUUAGUUUUCUAAUAAUACUGAAAAGGUUUUGCUUCACAAUGGCUGAACUUCUUUUGGAUUCUAAUAUUCGUGGAUGGGUAUUUCUACCUAUAGUUGUUAUCACAUUUUUAGUUGGAAUUAUUCGACAUUAUGUUUCUAUAUUACUGGCUUCACAGAAAAAAGUGGAAGUUCAUCAGGUGCAAGACAGUCAAGUGAUGAUACGGUCUAGACUUCUUAGAGAAAAUGGUCAAUAUAUUCCAAAAUUUGCAUUUAUAAUGAGACGACAUUUUUUUAAUAAUGAAGAAACAGGAUACUUUAAAACACAAAAGCGUGCACCUGUAUCACAAAAUCCAAUGACUGAUCCUAACAUGGUGACAGAUAUGUUGAAAGGAAAUUUAACAAAUGUUUUGCCAAUGGUCCUUAUAGGUGGCUGGAUUAACUGGAUGUUUUCUGGAUUCGUUACAACUAAAGUUCCAUUUCCUUUAACGUUAAGAUUUAAACCAAUGUUACAACGAGGCAUAGAAUUAGUCACUUUAGAUGCUGCAUGGGUAUCUUCUGCAUCAUGGUACUUUUUGAAUGUAUUUGGAUUACGUUCUAUUUAUACUCUUGUACUUGGUGAAAAUAAUGCUGCGGAUACAUCUAGACUUUUACAAGAUCAAGUGUCGGGUGCAGCAAUGUCAAUGCCACCAGAUCCAAAAGCAGCUUUUAAAUCUGAAUGGGAAGCUUUAGAAAUAUGUGAACACAAUUGGGCACUACAAGGGGUAGAUACAGAUCUUACGGGACCUCAUAGUAGACCAGAUACAAGUGAUAGUAUAUAUCAUCAAAGUAAAUCUUAAAUAUUCUAUUAGCCAACAUUUUCCUAAAGAUAAUAGUAUAAUCUUAUAAAAUUCUUGGAAAUUUCAAC
Polistes canadensis is the source of this 1041-nucleotide messenger RNA. RefSeq names its product ER membrane protein complex subunit 3 (gene EMC3). The record is from RefSeq and is a predicted model, not a curated record. Lineage: Eukaryota; Metazoa; Arthropoda; Insecta; Hymenoptera; Vespidae. Gene Ontology annotation, cellular component: EMC complex; membrane. The transcript has 4 exons. The coding region runs from base 107 to 973 and encodes 288 amino acids. Gene Ontology annotation, biological process: protein folding in endoplasmic reticulum.